This is a messenger RNA of Rhodamnia argentea, 1983 nucleotides long. RefSeq lists its product as uncharacterized. The record is from RefSeq and is a predicted model, not a curated record. Bases 1 to 1983 code for a protein of 660 amino acids. The transcript has a single exon. Lineage: Eukaryota; Viridiplantae; Streptophyta; Magnoliopsida; Myrtales; Myrtaceae.
AUGGCCGACUGGGUAGCUACAUUUGCUAUCGGCCUCAUCUCUCACAACCAAGGCAAUUCAUCCGAUCGUGAAGCUGAAGCAAAUGGAGCAAUUAAGGCAUUUUGGGCCUCAUUUCUCUUGUUACAUUUGGGCGGUCCGGACACCAUCACUGCCUUCUCUCUAGAGGACAGCUCGCUUUGGCGACGACACCUGCUCAGUUUUAUCUUCCAAGUCGGUGCUGCCAUCUAUGUCUUUGUGCAGAUAUUUCCUAGCGACAAUUCGUUGGUGAUGCCAACAAUGCUUGUAUUUUUUGCUGGAGUCAUAAAGAAUGUGGAGAGAACACUGGCACUUAAUCUAUCAAGCCUCCCGAGGCUCAGGAAAUCGUUGAUGCCAGUGUCCUGGCCAUUUUAUGAUGAUCAUCAAUCCAGCGAGCUCUUUACGGAACUUAAUGCUCGAGGGGAAGAACAUUCUGACGAAGGAGAAGCAGAGCUUGCUGAGAGCAUUGUGGUAAAACAUGCUUACUACUUCUUUCCAAAAUUUAAGGUGUUCAUGGGAGAUCUCAUGUUCUAUAGAUUAGAACGCGAAAUGAGUCGCACAUAUUUCCAGAAUGUUUCUGCGAUAGACGCGUUGAGGAUGAUAUCAGUUGAACUCCAGUUUAUGUACGAGGUGCUCCACACGAAAGCAUUGGCAAUACAUUCCAAGUGGAGCUACAUUUUCCGCUUCAUAGCCUUCACUGACCUUGCGCUGGCUUUCGUCUUGUUUAAUCGCUUGAAGAAGCACCAGCUCCCCGAACCUGACGUGGAAAUUACUUAUUCCCUCCUAUUCGGGGGGAUGGCUCUUGAUGCGAUAGCUCUAUUCAUGCUCAUUUUUUCCAAUUGGACUCUUGCCAAAAUCAAGUGGUACAAAACAAGAUCGUCCAAGCUAGAGUCAUAUCUCCACAAAUUGGUAGCUGCCACAGAUUACCUGAGGAAGCCCCGAUCCACCACAUGCAAAGUAGAGCUUGGUGCCAAUGCUAUGUUUGCGGCCUUAGAUACACCAUUCACAUUUCGAAGGUGGUCAGAAUCCAUCUCUGCUUGCAACCUUUUAUCCAAGUCGUUGAAUGAGAGCCCGAGAAAGAUUUAUAAGCUCGGUCGGAGCUGGGGCAUCGUCGACGUUUCUAACAUUUGCAGUAUUCCGUUGCGUACUGCCAAGAAAAUCGUCUCUUGUUUCCAUCAAGUUAGGGAGAUAUGCUGUCGUCCAAGGAAAAUAGUAGUGAUUGCGAAUACGGAGUACGUGUCCAAGAAUCCCUUUAUUAGGAAGCUAUGGAUCUUUAUCUUUAAGGAGGUUAAGCGUAAAUCCAUGAAUGCAGAAACUCCAGCAGAAGUGAAGAAGACAUUUGAGGCCAGAGGUGAUCUGUUUCUCCAGAGCACACUAACUGUGGAAAUUUGUGGCGAAUUUUUAGCUCAUGUGACCGAGACUAAUUACGACAACAGCAUUAUAUGUUGGCAUCUCGCAACCGAGAUAUGGUACAACAAAGAGAAGCGGAGAGCUGGAGAUGAGGAAAGGGAAUUCAGCAAGAUCCUCUCCGACUACAUGCUGUAUCUUUUGCUUAAUCAAAAUAAUGUGGUGUCCGUGGUGGCCGGCGUUGCCCAAAUGACCUCAGUAGCCGCGAUGGUCCAUCUUGUGUUCCAUGGGAGCCGUAAUGUGGAGGAGUUAUGCGAGCAAUUGUAUGCAAUUCCUCCUAAUACAUCCGGCUGGCCAACCGCAGUUCUGGAGGGGUGCCAAUUGGCCCAAAAGAUGGAAGGGCUCGGGGAUGGGAAGUGGAAGGUGAUGAGCGGCGUGUGGGUGGAGAUGCUGUGUUAUGCAGCAAGCCAUAUCAGGGGAGAGGCGCACGUGCAGGUGCUGAGCAAAGGCGGAGAGCUUCUCGCCUUUGUUUGGCUGUUGAUGGCUCAUUUCGGUUGUUUCUACAAACCUGGAUGGGGCAUUCAUCGUAUUCGUGAGCACAGAAGACUAAGAUGGUACUAA